AUGGCAGCGAAAGACGACCCACAGCUGCUAAUAAGCGCAUACAUUGGUGAUACAACACGAACCUACGAUGUCGCCCGGGAGGCGUUCGAGAAAGGCGUCGAAUACUUCAAGAAAGAAGUGACCAACGACAAGGUCAAGAAGGACUGGAUCGACAAACAGACGUCCCUCCAAGAUGUCCUCAACGUGGCCGAAAACGCUCACCGCGACUACCAAGCCUCACACUCUCAAGGCGGGCCCAUUUCGACAUGGGUUUCGCGGCUACCGCAUCAGAUUAUGUAUUAUGGCUCCGUGAUCGACGUCUUCACACAGUCGCAUCCAGAGUACGCCGCUCUCGCAUGGGGAGCCAUAAAGUUCGUUCUCAUGGGUGCUAUUGAUCAUGCACGCCUGUUCGCAAAGAUUGCGGAAGCGCUGACGCUUGUCGGCGAAUCGCUGCAGCGGGUGACGGUGUACUCGAAACUCUAUUCCCCGGCGGAGAUUCUACCAACUAUUGCCAGACUUUACGGCCAUGUCAUCCUAUUCUUGAUGAAGGCGGUGAAGUGGUAUAAGAAAAGCAGCUGGUGGAGAGCUUUGAAGUCAGUGUCAGAGCCCUAUGAUAUUGGCUAUAAGGAAACCGUCGACCAGAUCAAGGCCUGUACGGCAUCACUCGAUACGGUCGCAGACUCAGCCGCCAAAGUCGAACUCCGUGGUGUGACAUUGAUGCAGACGCAAAGCGUUACGAGUCUGAAUGCUGUCGACAGCAAACUAGAAUGGUUGCACGGUGCCUUCGCCAAGUCUGUCUCUCAGUUGGCAUUGGUUGAAGGCAAAAUUGAUAGCCUGUUCUGCGUCGCAAGCAGCACCCACGCACUGAGCCAUCAAAUCUCCGGCGACGUGCUUGAUAACAAGGAAAGACUGCGGGACUUACAGUUCGCUGAAAUACUCAACGAGUUGGGUGUUGGUGAAGAUGCAAUCCGGCGACUAGAUCAAUGUCGAGCUAUCUACAAGCGACGACAACCCUGGAAACACGCAGGUCAGGAGUCACUCAAUCUUGUCAAUGUUAUACGGAGUUGGGCAGCUAGCAACGGUUCUGCUUUGCUGGUAGUUCAAGGCAGUCCAUUGACGGAAGCAAAACUCAAGGACCUGGCUGUCAGCGUCGUCGACUAUGGUCGGGCGGCGGGUGCCAGCACCAUCUGGGCGUUAUCUGAGAGUAAGAAGUCCCGACCACAAUCGACCGAUCGAACAGGACUCUGGAAGACGCUGAUAGCGCAAGCACUUCGACAUGACCCGACGAUGCCAAACCAGAAUGACUUGAAGUUAAGCGCAUCACAGUUCAAACUUCACCACCAUGAGAGCGAGUGGCGGACUCUGUUCUCUCAGGUCGUUUCGAAGCUGUCGAAAUGUGUUGUCGUGGUUGAAGCGAGCGACGUGUUUAAGGACUUUAACUACGAUCCUGCCCGAGUCUGCGAUUUCAUUUCCAUGUUUCAACUCGCUGCGGAUGAGGUGGCGUCUCGGGGAGGUGUGGUCAAAAUCCUCAUCGCGAGCUAUUGUUCGGAUCGAUCAGCACUGGCGGAUCUCUCAGCCUCGGGUCGCGUAUUCACGGCAUUCGUUGCCCGCCCUAAACCCAUCAACAAAAAGGCAACAAAGCGGGCUCGUGCCGUUGACCGAAAAGCGAGACGGAGCGUCGUAUUCAAAUAG
Molecule: messenger RNA, 1671 nt
Organism: Fonsecaea pedrosoi CBS 271.37
Lineage: Eukaryota; Fungi; Ascomycota; Eurotiomycetes; Chaetothyriales; Herpotrichiellaceae
Exons: 3
Coding region: 1-1671 (556 amino acids)
Source: RefSeq, a predicted model, not a curated record